Suillus subalutaceus is the source of this 807-nucleotide messenger RNA. RefSeq lists its product as uncharacterized. The record is from RefSeq and is a predicted model, not a curated record. NCBI's taxonomy places the organism in Eukaryota, Fungi, Basidiomycota, Agaricomycetes, Boletales, Suillaceae. The transcript has 6 exons. Bases 1 to 807 code for a protein of 268 amino acids.
AUGGCAAAAGCCCAAAAUGAGGCUCGCACUGAAUUAGGCCAGAAAGAGGCACAAUUUGAACAUGAGAUGCAUUUAGCGAAAGAUAGAUUUUUGACCAACAAAGAAGCUGAAUUGAUCCGCUUGAAUGCCAGGUAUAGUUCCAAGAUUGAUUCAUUGAAUGGUUCUAACAAUUUCACAGAGCCAAAUUCGACAUGCCAACACUCCAUCACCUACAUCCGCACCUGCCUGGCGGCACCUCGUGGGCAAAAACCUGUUGCCACAUGUACCGACAUCAUUGGGUUUGCACCUAUUCCUGAUGUCAGCUCAGAAUCUGACGCAGACGAGGAACCUCAGACGACUGGUAAUGGACCACCCCUGACAUCACUCCUAGGAGACAUGCUGAUUGCACACGCGACUGUUGGCAUGCUUGCUGAGGCACUCGCAAAGAAACGUCAGGCAAAUAUUCGGGAGUUGUUCAAAACCACAUUCCACGCCACAAAAGAUGAAGAGUAUAUGCUUCAUGUCCCAGCGUUGCACAAAGCUAUAUUGUCUUUUGCAGCUGAAACGGGCCCAGACCCUAACCCGCUGUCUUCUUACUUGAGGGUCUUAUAUAUUGAUCAGAAUACAAUGACUAUCACAAUUGUACUCUUUAAGACUAAGGUGCCAGCUCCUCAAGUUCACGGUCAAUGGAUGUUCUACUUCUCGGUUGAUAACAUGGUGUUUGUGGGUGGCCAAAGGGUUAACUUAAACCUAGUAGGCGAUCCCUGUAAGAUAGUAUACAAUCAAUCUAGACUGGUGAAUACGAUUGUUUUCAAAGGCAACUCAUAG